CAUCAUGGUCAUUAUCAGACCACUCAGGAGGCAGGGGAGUUCAUGGUGACGUUCCCCUACGGCUACCACGCUGGCUUCAACCACGGCUUCAACUGUGCAGAGUCCACCAACUUCGCCAGUCUCCGAUGGAUAGACUACGGCAAGGUGGCCACACAGUGCACAUGCAGCAAGGACAUGGUGAAGAUCUCCAUGGAGCCCUUCGUGAAGCGCUUCCAGCCCGACCGCUACCCCGCCUGGAUGCUGGGGAAGGACCCCACGCAGAUAGACCACACCGCCGCCACCCCCAGGACCACGCCCGAGCUGCAGACCUGGCUGCAGCGCCGCCAGAAGAGCAAGCCCUCCAAUAAGAGUACCACGCAUUCCCGUACUCGCUCCAAGCGGCUCAGGACCACGGAGGAGCCCCCGGGCCUGGAAGGAGGUGCAGCCCUGAGCGGCGGCGGCGGCUGCAGCAGCAGCAGGAGCAGGAGGAGAGGUCUAGCAGGAGGCCCACUGGGACCCAAGGUACGCCGAUCUCAGCAACACACAACCUGCACGCCAGGAGAGGAGGAGGAGGAGGAGGAGCAGGAGGAGGAGGAGGAGGAGGAGGAGAAGGAGGAAGACCACCAGAACUCUCUCCGCCUCCCUGACCCCUGCAGACAGAUGUGUGUGGUCAAGGUGAACCGGGUCGAGAGCGACAGACUCAACCUUUGUAAAUCAGAGCCAUCCCAAACCUCUCUCUCCCUCCCCCCUCACCCCUCCGGCCCACCGUGUGAGAAAGCCCCCUCGGUAAUCGCCGUGGCUCCCAGUAAACCCAAAGGACCCUCGGUCGCAGAGGUCAAACCUCUCACCGCUCAAAGAGCCAAUUGCGAGUCUGUGGCGGCCCUCUCGGACCCUCUUGGACCGCGGGACCUGGCCAGCCCUCCGGACCACUCCAGAGGGAUGAGCCCACAGAGCAGCCGCCCGGCGGCCCCCUGCCCCCGUACGGCGGCUAACCUCACGGUGUGGCUGCAUCCUCUGCACUCAGACAGCCACCCGUCGGGCCCUUCACCCAGCGAGGGAGCCUCUCGACCCGGAACGAGGACUGAGGAAGAGGGGGGCGGGGCGGAUCGGCAGGGUGCCCUCGAAGCUGAGGGGCCGGCUGCCACCACCGCUCACACACACCGCACCGCGGGGGCGUUUCAUAACGGCGCGUUGGCCGAGGGCGGCAGGGAGACGUCGGCCCGCGGCUCUCACCGCUCGCCCCUAGAGCCGUGGCCCCCCGACUUCGCCCCCCCCGGCGGCGUGGCGGCAGAGGAAAACCUUUUCCCGCCUCUCCUCACUCCCGAGCUGCCGGCAGAGGGGCCCGAGAGCGGCCCCGCUCCCCCCGUGCUCACCCAGGAGAUGCCGUCCCUGACGCACGCCGACGCCGGGCUGAGCGAAGUCGCGGCGUCCCCGCCGCGGCCGCCUCAGCAGGGGGCGCCUCUGCUGAGGCGCCAAACGCCGGCGGACCCCCCGGCGGCCUUCGCUGAGGCGGACCUCGCCGGGGGCGACGUGACGGCGGCGGCGGCGCUCUCUCGCACGCCUUCUGAGCCUGAUGUUCAGCGCGAGCGGCUAGCGAGUGACGGCGGGGGUCCCGGGGUCCCCACCACCGCGGGCAGCGCUGCUGACUUAAGAACUGCUGCCGCCGCGGAGAGGGCCCACACCACGUUACGGCAUUUCAGCCUCAGAGACGGCGCCGCCGUCGCAGAGCUCCCGUUUGAACUAGCAGAGCCCGCGGCCUCCGAGCACCGCGCGGCCGCAGACGAAGCCCCGAUCCUGCUCGGCACCGACUCGUUUAUGCCCAACGUCUCGAGCCACGACCACAGAGUCCUCUCGGCCCCCCCGCAGCUGCAAAAGCUCGGGCACCAAAUGGACGACGCUCUCUUCGAGCCCGGCGCCUUCUCGUCGUCCGGCUACUCAUCGAGCCCCUACGAGGAGCCAAAGCCCUUCUCCAGCAGCAUCUGGAAGAACCUGACCUCCCCGAGCCCCGCCGUGCUCAUCCAGAGCCUGCACGCCGACUUCGCCCACGAGAACCUCCCUUACACCAUGUGGACCGAGCCCCAGUACAAGGAGGUCACGGACCCCGACGGGCCCCGCCCCGACGGCGACGCGGCCAAUCAGGAAGAAGGGGGCGCGGCUCUCACCUGGGCCCAGCUGGAGCCCACCUCGCUGCUGUCGGUGGGCACCGCCGAGCCCCCGGGGCUGGCGGCGGAGUACGAGCCCUGCAGGGGGGACGCGGAGGCGAUGGGGGCCCAGGGAGGGCGCAGGGAGCCGGGUACGGCCGGUGCCCCGGGCUGCCUGGGUCCCGUCACUCCGGUCUCCUUCAUGGCGGGAGAGGGGGACGGGCGGGAGGAAGAGGAGCAGAGCAGGGCCCGGGGGGACAGUAGCAGUGAGUCAUCCCCAUCGUCGGAAGAGGACGAGGAGGAGGAGGAGGAGGAGGAGGAAGACGAGGAGGAAGAUGAGGGAGACUGCAUGAGUGACUAUGAGCAGUGUGAUGCGAGGCUGGAACCUGGAGAGGUCUGUCCGUACCCUGCUCAAUCCGUGAAGAGGACGAGUAAGAGCUGGCGCCACCCUCUGAGGAAACCCACGGCCAGGGCUGUGCCCACUGCUGUGAAGCAGCAGACCACUAGCGACGAUGAGCCCAUGGACGUCAACCCGGCCGACGGCGGCGAACAGGAAAUGGAGCUCUGGGCUAAGCCCCUCCUCUUCCUGUGGCAGAGCAGGAAGCCGUGUUUCACAGCGGAGAAGGAGUACAACGCCAACGCCGCCACCAUGCAGCCGCACUGCGCCGUGUGCACGCUCUUCAUGGCCUACUACCAGGCUGAAGACAAAGUGGAGGACGCCAAGUCCUCCCCGGGGUCCGCCGUCCACGCCGCCCCGCUCCAGGGCCCCUCCUCCCCGGGCCCCCCCAACCACGGGGGUCUGAGGAGGACCAAGCCCCUGGUGCCGGAGAUCUGCUUCUCCUACCGGGAGCAGAACGGGCCGCCCACCCCCACCAACCCCCGGCUGCAGGAGGACGGCUCCUCGGCGCUGCUCUCCUGCCAGGGCUGCUGUCUGCAGGUCCACGCCAGCUGCUACGGAGUCACGGCGGAGGACGUCAGAGAGGAGUGGUCAUGUGACCGCUGCACGGCGGAGCGCUUCAACGCGGAGUGCUGCCUCUGUAACCUCCGGGGCGGCGCGCUGAAGAGGACCACAGAUGACCGGUGGGCCCAUGUGAUGUGCGCCAUAGCUCUGCCAGAGGCGAGGUUCAGCCACGAGGCUAAGAGGAGUCCCAUCGACACCAGCAUGAUCCCUCUGCAGAGAUACCGCCUGAAGUGCACCUACUGCCACAAGCGCUGCGCGGGGAAGCGGCACGCCGGGGCCUGCAUCCAGUGCUCCUACGGCCGCUGCCCCACCUCCUUCCACGUCACCUGCGCCCACGCGGCCGGCGUCACCAUGGAGCCCGACGACUGGCCCUACGUCGUGUCCAUCACCUGCCACCGGCACCAGUCACGGAGCUCCGCUGCGCAGCGGGCCAGCGAGGCGGCCAUCUCCCUGGGCCAGACGGUCAUCUCCAAGCACAAGAACCUGCGUUACUACAGCAGCAGGGUGACGCAGGUCAGCUCGCAGGCCUUCUACGAGGUCAUGUUCGACGACGGCUCCUUCUCCAACGACACCUACCCCGAGGACAUCGUGAGCCGGGACUGUGUGAGCCUGGGGCCCCCCGAGGUGGGGGAGGCGGUGCAGGUCAAGUGGCCCGACGGCCUCUACUACGGAGCCAAGUACCUGGGGUCCAACACCACCCACAUGUACCAGGUGGAGUUUGAAGAUGGCUCCCAGGUUUUGGCCAAGAGGGAGGAUGUGUACACCCUGGAAGAAGACCUGCCUAAAAAGGUGAAAGGAAGACUUUCCACGGCCUCCAGCAUGCGCUUCCAGGACACCUUCUUCACCACGCAGGUGGAGAGGAAGCGCCAGCGCACGCCCAACUCCCGCUUCCAGAAGGACUACGUGGCUCUGUCGGCCAGGAGCUCCUGGGAGCCACGCAGCCCGAAGGGCAAGUGAGGAAGACCACCAUGAGGAGGAAGAAGGAGGGGUUGGAUUAACCUGCAGAUCAACGACAAAUGAAUGCACUGAAUUGAGAGGGGAUUUGUGAUGGAUGGGGGGGGGGGGGGGGGGGGGUGGUGGUGGUGUGUGUGUGUGUGUGUGUGUGUGUGUGUGUGUGUGUGUGUGUGUGUGUGUGUGUGUGUGUGUGUGUGUGUGUGUGUGUGUGUGUGUGUGUGUGUGUGUGUGUGUGUGUGUGUGUGUGUGUGUGUGUGUGUGCGUGCGCGAAGCUGGCGCUAGGAUGGAGCCUAGGAUCUCUAAUGUCCGCACCACAGAGGUUAUGCACAGUGUUAAAGGCUGAGGCAGUCUGUACUACCAUCCCUCUCCUUAAAUCAAGUUUUUUUUUAGUUUUUUUCCUGCUCCAUACUGAGACUGAGAAUCAGAUUUGACGGUCUGCACUGGCCGUUGGUUAUCCAUUGUUAUGGAUCAGUGUUUAGGUAGUUCCAGCAUUAUCAGGCUCAGCGUGGGAUCAGCUGGAUGAACAGACGGCUGUGCUCUAGCGGCUAUGGAUAACAUUGUCACGCUUUGCCACCGCCAUAACGUUUCAUAUCAGGGCGGCGGGAAUCAUGAAAAGCACCAAGGAUUCAAGUGUUUCUUUGUAGUCGAGUCGUUUUGAGUUGCAUGAUCAAAAACCCAAAGGAUAACGGGUGGGGCAGUGGGCAGCAGGGAUCAGGGGUUGGAGGUUUAAACACCCUUGAAGGGACCAGGAGUCCCGGGUCGCUUUCUGGACGGCCACUCUGGUGCAGUCGAUCAGAGCGCAUUAUGAUCACAUUUGUCAGGGAAUAAAAGCAAACAAAAUCAAACACAACUUUGUCACGCCACCAUUUUUAAUCGACACAACCACAUGUUUUUUCCUCUGUAAAUGAACACAUUUCAAGAGCUGGGAUUUUUCUAAGUAGAUUAUCUACUGUAGCUUUUUUGGCAGGGUUCUGCUGAUCUGGUUUUAUUUUGUAAUUAUAUUUAUGCACUUUGCUUGUUGUACUUUCGUUCCAUGUGGUGCUGUUGCGUGUCCGCAUGGUAAAUUGUCAUCCCUACUGCUUGUGAUGGCUGAAUAACUUAACAUCAAAGGACAUGAGUCGCCAUUGAACAUUAAGAUGUUGAAUCUUCAUGUCCAAUAGAACAGCCUGCUAAUAAUAACUUUCCAGGAAGAGUUAUUUGGGAAGGAAGUUGAGUUGGGCAUAGUGUUUUAAUGUCUGCCCUAUUCACAAGUCAAAAUGAAUCACUACUGUCAGUCUGUGUUUUAUGAAACACACUGUUGGAAUUAUUUAAAUCUCUGUAUUUAUUUUUGGGCUUGCUAUAUAGAUGAAAUAUUGGUAACUGCCAUUAAACAAUAAAAAAAAAUCCAUAUUUGCUUUUUUUAAAUAA
Molecule: messenger RNA, 5442 nt
Organism: Gadus macrocephalus (Pacific cod)
Lineage: Eukaryota; Metazoa; Chordata; Actinopteri; Gadiformes; Gadidae
Product: lysine-specific demethylase 4C-like
Exons: 15
Coding region: 43-4038 (1331 amino acids)
Biological process (GO): chromatin remodeling
Cellular component (GO): nucleus
Molecular function (GO): histone H3K9 demethylase activity; histone H3K36 demethylase activity
Source: RefSeq, a predicted model, not a curated record